AUAAGUAGGUAAAGGAAAGCGCGUCUCAGUCGACAGCUGUGUUGCUCUACUACAGUGUGAAGAGCGCAUGUUGUGUUAACUAUAUCGCCAUAAUACAGACCAAUAGACACCUGCAAAAAUGUCCGAAGACAAACCCAAGGAGGGAGUAAAAACUGAGAACGACCACAUUAAUCUGAAAGUGGCUGGCCAGGAUGGCUCAGUGGUCCAGUUCAAAAUUAAAAGGCAUACGCCGCUCAGUAAAUUAAUGAAAGCGUACUGUGAGAGACAGGGUUUGUCAAUAAGACAGAUUAGAUUUAGGUUUGAUGGGCAGCCAAUAAAUGAGACGGACACACCUGCGCAGUUGGAGAUGGAGGACGAGGACACAAUUGAUGUAUUUCAGCAACAAACUGGCGGCUCCUGCUAAAACCCCAAAACACAUGGACCCCACACUUAUCUAUUUUAUCCCACAUGAUGUUUUCAAUUUAAAUUAAUUGUUUUCAUUCACAUUAUUUCCUCUCUCUCUCUCUCUGUCUCUCCUUUGUUGUCUCUAGCUUUCCUAGAGUGGGCAUCAAAAUGUGUUUCCGGUAAUCAUUAUUUAUACACAUUGGUUAGACAGCUACUGUGGUGUGCAAACAAACUCAACAUGGCUGCCAGAGGGCGUAGAUGUUCAAAUUGUCCUGUUAGCCAGCUGGGUUGUUAAGCAUAUUUGCAGUACAAGCCCUAAAUGGAGCAAUUGACUCCCAUAGUUUAUUCGCCCAAUAAAAUGUGGGGAAGCUUAGUUUGUUUUUGUUUUUUUCACCCCUAAUUCUAAAGAGCUUUAAGUAGGUCUGUUUCAGCUCAGAUUCGAUUUGCCUGUGUGUUGUAGAAAUAUGUUCAACCAGUGUUGUAUUCAUCUGCCUUUUUUGUUUGCUUUUUUUAAUGGGGCUGCUUCUAAUAUGAGCUCACCACAAGAGCGGGACUAUGGACUGUUGUGAUGGUAAAUUAAAAGUGAAGAGACUUGCUACAAGACAUAAUUUGCUGAGAAACCUUCUGGACCAAAUCCUAAAUAUGGUAGUCUGAUAUGGGCAGGAUUAAACCAGCUGCUUCUAAGUUUAUACUUUUAAAUGUCUGUAGAAAUAUAUCCAUUUAACGUUCCCAUUUCUUCUUAGAUCUUGGUUGAGGAGGUUGGAAUGUCCUAAAAAGACCAAUACCCAAACCCCCACUCCCAACCACCACCCUUUUUUUCUUUUUUUUCUUUUUUUUUUUUUUUAAUCCCAAA
This is a messenger RNA of Myxocyprinus asiaticus (Chinese sucker), 1237 nucleotides long. RefSeq names its product small ubiquitin like modifier 3a (gene sumo3a). Gene Ontology annotation, molecular function: ubiquitin-like protein ligase binding; protein tag activity. Gene Ontology annotation, cellular component: nucleus. NCBI's taxonomy places the organism in Eukaryota, Metazoa, Chordata, Actinopteri, Cypriniformes, Catostomidae. Gene Ontology annotation, biological process: protein sumoylation. Bases 119 to 403 code for a protein of 94 amino acids. The record is from RefSeq and is a predicted model, not a curated record. The transcript is spliced from 4 exons.